GACCUAAGCCCACCUGCUGGCGGCCCGGUGCCUGGCUAUGACUGUGACCUACACCAGCAAAGUGGCCAAUGCCCACUUGGGCUCCUUCUCCCGGCUGCUGCUCUGCUGGAGGGGUAGCAUCUACAAGCUGCUCUAUGGUGAAUUCUUCAUCUUCCUGCUCUGUUACUACACCAUCCGCCUCAUCUACAGGCUGGCCCUCACGAGUGAACAGAAGCUGAUGUUUGAGAAGGUGGCUUUGUACUGUGACCACUCCAUCCAACUCAUCCCCAUUUCCUUCGUGCUGGGCUUCUACGUGACGCUGGUGGUGACUCGCUGGUGGAACCAGUACGAGAGCCUGCCGUGGCCCGACCGCCUCAUGAACCUGGUGUCCAGCGUGGUCGAGGGUAAGGACGAGCACGGGCGGAUACUGCGGCGCACGCUCAUCCGCUACGCCAACCUGGGCAACGUGCUCAUCCUGCGCAGCAUCAGCGCGGCGGUCUACAAGCGCUUCCCCAGCACCCAGCAUCUUGUGCAAGCAGGCUUUAUGACCCCCGCGGAACGCAAGCUCUUAGAAAGCCUCGAGGGGCCGCACAACAAGUUCUGGGUGCCCUGGGUGUGGUUUGCCAACCUGUCAGUGAAGGCCUGGAGUGGAGGUCGCAUCCGGGACUCUAUCCUGCUCCAGAGCCUGCUGAAUGAAAUGAACACCCUGCGGUCUCACUGUGGACAGCUCUAUGCCUACGACUGGAUCAGUGUUCCCCUGGUCUACACGCAGGUGGUGACAGUGGCCGUAUACAGCUUCUUUGUGGCCUGCCUGAUUGGGCGGCAAUUUCUGGACCCAGCCAAGGCCUACCCUGGCCAUGAGUUAGACCUCUUUGUACCUGUCUUCACAUUCCUGCAGUUCUUCUUCUAUGCUGGGUGGCUGAAGGUGGCUGAACAGCUCAUCAACCCAUUUGGCGAAGACGAUGAUGACUUCGAGACCAACUGGAUUGUAGACAGGAGCUUUCAGGUGUCCCUAUUGGCUGUGGAUGAGAUGCACCAGAACCUGCCCCCACUGGAGCGGGACAUGUACUGGAACGAUCGCGUCCCGCAACCCCCUUACACAGCUGCUUCUGCCCAGUCCCGACGACCCUCCUUCUUUGGCUCCGCCUAUAACAUCAGCAUGGAUGAAGAAGAGAUGGAGUUUCAGCCAAACCACAAGAGCGAGGAGGAAGGCAGCGGGCCCACCAGCCUCAUUGGCCGCUUCCUAGGGCUGCAGACCCAUGAACACCCCACCAGAACAAACUCAAAGACCCGACUGCUAGCGUACAGGAAGGAAUCUUUCCCCCACAAAACGGGUUAUGCCAAGCACCAGUUCAAGGACCGCAGAGGGGGCCUGAUGUUCCCGGAAGGCCGCCAGUACCAUGGGGACCGCGACGACAGCAAGCCCUUGAAGCUGGACACCUUCAGGUCAAGUCCACCGUAUGAAAGGUCAGGCUACCAUAGUGCCCCAGAGACGCCUCUCAGCCACACCCCCAUGGUCUUCCCACCCAGAGCGUCAGCGCCCUCAAGGCUCGGCAGCCUCACAGACAUAGAAGCCACUGUCAACAGCCAGAGCCUAAACUCUCUGGCUCACGGGACCAAUGGUUCUGAAUUGGUCCCCGAGAGGACUGCAGCCUCCAAGGAGCACCCAGAAGUAAGUUAUGGGAGGAGGAAAACUGUCGAGUUUAACCUGCCAGAUAUGCCAGAGGCCCCUGCGUAUCAUCCCAGCAACGUGCACAGUAGAUUCAGAGAUCAUGGCGAGCCCUACUGGGACUUGGAGAACAGGUCUGUCCCUGUCACUGCUCUCUCCCGUGGCCCUCCCUCCCCACUCCUUAGCCUUCCCUCCCUCCACAAGGGUCUUUGA
Molecule: messenger RNA, 1861 nt
Organism: Orycteropus afer afer
Lineage: Eukaryota; Metazoa; Chordata; Mammalia; Tubulidentata; Orycteropodidae
Gene: BEST1
Product: bestrophin 1
Molecular function (GO): chloride channel activity
Source: RefSeq, a predicted model, not a curated record